CGCCUGCUUCAUUUAAACCCGCAUCUAGUCCAGAAUCGCAACCCUCGCUAUUUGAUCAUCACCCAACUCUAGGACCAGACAAAACAGGCUUCACCAAGUACGCGACCACCUUUCGACUUCAAGAAACAUGUCCGCAGAGAUUUGGCAGAAUGUUCCUCUCGCUCCGCCCGACAGCAUUUUCAAGUUGACUGCUGCCUACAAGGCCGAUACCUUCCCGCAGAAAGUGAAUCUUGGUGUUGGUGCCUACAGGGACAACGACAACAAGCCAUGGGUUCUUCCUGUUGUGAAGAAGGCUACCCAAAUCUUGGUCAAUGACCCUAAUCUCGAUCAUGAAUACUUGCCAAUUACUGGCCUGCCUGAGUUUACUGGUGCUGCGGCGAAACUUAUCUUGGGAUCUGACUCUCCUGCUCUUCGCGAUGGGCGCGUAGUCAGUGUGCAGACCAUUUCAGGUACAGGCGCAAACCACCUCGGCGCUCUCUUCCUGAGCAAGUUUUACACUUGGAAUGGGAGCAAGCAGGUCUACUUGAGUAAUCCCACGUGGGCAAACCACCAGGCUAUCUUCCGCAAUGUUGGUAUCGAGCCUGUCGAUUACCCUUACUAUGACCCAAAGACUAUCGGGCUGGACUUUGAUGGCCUAAUGAACUCGAUCUCGGAUGCGCCGUCUGGAUCGGUAUUCCUACUUCAUGCGUGUGCCCACAACCCCACUGGAGUGGACCCUACCCAAGAACAGUGGCAGCAGAUUGCCAAAGCAAUCGUAGCCAAGAACCAUUAUAUGUUCUUUGAUUGUGCAUACCAAGGCUUCGCUAGCGGCGACCUGGACCGGGACAACUGGGCCGUCAGGCACUUCGUCGAGAGGGGCGUGCCGAUGCUCGUGUGUCAGAGUUUUGCCAAGAAUGCCGGGCUUUAUGGCGAGCGUGUCGGGGCUCUCCACCUCGUGUCACCGACCAAGGAAGCAGCGGAUCGAGUGAGAAGUCAGCUCUCUGUGUUGCAGCGGAGCGAGAUCAGCAACCCUCCUUCAUACGGUGCUCGCGUGGUUGCGUUGAUCUUGAACAAUCCGACUUUGUUCGCUGAGUGGAACCAAGACAUCAAGACCAUGGCUGAACGUAUCAUAACGAUGCGCAAGGAGUUGCACCACCUGCUGACGGAGGAGCUGCACACGCCUGGAAACUGGGACCAUAUUAUCAACCAAAUAGGCAUGUUCAGCUUUACGGGAAUUAACACGGACCAAUCCAAAUCCAUGACGGAGAAAGCACACAUUUAUCUCACGACGAACGGCAGGAUAUCGAUGGCCGGGUUAAAUACUCACAACAUCCGGUACGUAGCGGAAAGCCUUGAUAAGGUCGUAAGAGGGGAGUUGUAAUAGAGCGACGUGCAAUGGUUGAAGAAGCCCUGUUAGUAUAGGGCACUAUUUGGCGGUGUUGAUGGUGUACUAGUACUAGUAACGUUUAAGCCCUUAUACUUAUC
Messenger RNA from Coniophora puteana RWD-64-598 SS2, 1464 nucleotides. RefSeq names its product aspartate aminotransferase. The transcript has 9 exons. NCBI's taxonomy places the organism in Eukaryota, Fungi, Basidiomycota, Agaricomycetes, Boletales, Coniophoraceae. Gene Ontology annotation, cellular component: cytosol. Bases 128 to 1360 code for a protein of 410 amino acids. Gene Ontology annotation, biological process: L-aspartate biosynthetic process. The record is from RefSeq and is a predicted model, not a curated record. Gene Ontology annotation, molecular function: L-aspartate:2-oxoglutarate transaminase activity; pyridoxal phosphate binding.